CACCCUUAUUUUAUCCUGCUUUCGCCUAAUUGUUUGAUCCAGCUUUUUGCAUCAAGAUGAUCCGAACGCUACUGCCACAAAUGCUACCGUCACAAACGCAGAGACUAGGGCGUCUCCACACCACCAGGAGGUUGGGUGCCAGCGCAAAGCGGUGCGAGCAGCCACGAGUCAACCAACUCGGAAUCCAGUACUUAUCAGAAGGACUCCACAAAAAGGUAUUUCCCAAAAAUCCUCCCAAAACCUACCUAAAACCUAAUAACCAAGCACUUGUUAGUAUCGCCAAAAACCACCUUAAGCACCACGGGCUUUUUGGGAAGAAAACACAGCUCUACGAUCCUAUCAACAUCGAGAAUUUUCCAAACUUGGUGGGAAACAAUACUCUCGAUGAGCACUUUUUCAAGAUCGGGUUGAAGAGCAGCGAGCCAUACUUGGGGAUGUGUAAUGAGUUUUUCAAGGAAGGGUCCACGCUACCGCCGAAGCCCUCCAAGUGGGUCUUCAAGCCUGGCUGGUACCGGUACGAGGAGAAUAAAGAACCAGAACAUGUGAAAUACCCGUUGGAGCCUGAGAUAGUUUUCGACGUGGAAGUGAUGUACAAACGGUCGCCAUACGCAGUGAUAGCCACGGCGGUGACGCCCAAGGCGUGGUACGGGUGGGUUUCGCCGUUCCUCACCAACUUUGCCAAAGACCAGACCCACGACGACUGGGAACAUCUCAUACCCAUGAACACUCUCAAGGAGGAAAAGCUCAUAGUGGGGCACAAUGUCUCGUACGAUAGAGCCCGGAUUCUCGAGGAGUAUAACAUCCACCAGUCCAAAGCGUUUUUUUUGGAUAGCAUGUCACUCCAUAUCGCCGUAUCUGGCUUAUGUUCCAACCAGCGAACCCUUUGGCAGAAGCACAACAAGUCUGCCACUAAAAUCAACGAAGCAGAAGACCUUGAAGAUCUCAACGAAGCCGACGGAACGGGAGAACUCCCGUAUAUCGACUAUAUCACCGAGUUCACCCAAGAUCUCGAAGAUAACCCAUGGCUUUCGAAAGGUUCACCCAACUCAUUGGCAAGUGUCGCCAACUUCCACUGUGGUUUCAAACUCGACAAGCAAGCACGGGACGUGUUCUCGACGUUAGAGCCGAUGGAAAUCAUUGAAGAUUUCGAUAAUUUAAUGGAUUAUUGCUCUAAUGAUGUGAAUGCGACCUUUGAGGUCACCAAGAAGCUCUUCCCGAUAUUUAAGGAGAAGGCUCCUCACCCGGUGUCGUUUGCAGCUUUGAAGCCUCUUGGUUCGUUGAUGUUGCCCACCACCAAGAAAUGGGAUAACUACCUCGAGAGUGCAGAACAUGUGUACCAAGAGAACAGAGACUCUGUGACCAAUAUUCUCAAGGACAGAGUAAAUGAGUUGGUGAGGUUCAUUGAUACUGGAGACGAAGGUCUGAGACCCGAUAUCAAAAAUGACCCAUGGAUUGGACAGUUGGACUGGACCAUCAAACAGCCCAGGUUGAAGAAGAAUGGGGAGCCGUAUGCAAAGCAGGCCUAUCUUACGGGCUACCCCGAAUGGUAUAGAGAGCUCUUCAAGUCUCCAGCAGACUCGAAAGCAGGACAGAGAGAGAUGAAUAUCUCUGUGCGUACCAGAAUCACCCCUUUAUUAUUGAAGUUGAAGUGGGAAGGUCACAGCAUUUUUUGGACCGACAGCAAUGGAUGGUGUUUCAAGGUUCGGUAUAAUGAGGAAGAAGUUAGGCGAAUCGAGGCCAAAAACUAUAUCAGAGCCAAGUUGACGGAAGAAGACUUGGAGAUUUAUGAAGAAGAACUUCAGCCCACUGAUAAUACUUGGUACGAAUUGUUCAAGAUCCCACAUCCUGAUGGAAACAGCAAAAGAUGUACGGCAAUCAUGUCCAAAUCGUAUUCCCAAUACUUCCAAGAUGGAACAUUGACAUCCGAGUACACUUAUGCGCAAGAAAUUCUUGAUUUGAACUCCACCGCGUCGUACUGGAUGGGUAAUAGAAGAAGAAUCUUGGAGCAGUUUGUAGUCUACUCCGACCCAUUCCAGAGCAAAAAUAUCUUCUUCAAUACCAAAAAAGAGUCAAAGAACCACCCUGAUAUGGGGAUUAUCUUGCCCAAAUUGGUUACCAUGGGGACCAUCACCAGAAGAGCCACUGAAAACACAUGGUUAACUGCUUCUAACGCCAAGAAGAAUAGAAUAGGAUCCGAAUUGAAGUCUCUCGUUGAAGCUCCAGAAGGAUACGUGAUUGUGGGAGCAGAUGUGGAUUCAGAAGAGUUGUGGAUAGCUGCUUUGAUCGGGGAUUCUGCAUUCAAGGUCCACGGGAGUACUGCAUUAUCGUGGAUGACAUUGGAAGGAGACAAGAACCAUGGCACCGACUUACACUCCAAGACAGCAGAAAUCCUAGGUAUCAGCAGAGGUGAUGCCAAGAUCUUCAACUACGGGAGAAUCUAUGGGGCUGGGGUGAAGUUUGCAACCACUUUGUUGAAACAGUGCAACAACAAGUUGAGCGACAAAGAAGCAGAAGCCAUGGCCAAGAAGUUGUAUUCAGAGACGAAGGGUAAUAUUGGGAACUCUAAGCUUUUAAAGCGGAAACUCUACCACGGAGGAACCGAAAGUGUGAUGUUUAAUGCUUUGGAAUCGAUCGCUCAGUUCGAUGAUCCCAGAACUCCAGUGUUAGGAUCCUCCAUCACUGAUGCCUUAACUGCCAAAAACUUGAACAAGAACAAUUUCUUAACUUCCCGAGUGAACUGGGCAAUCCAGAGUUCGGGUGUCGACUAUUUACAUCUCUUGAUUGUGUCGAUGGAGUACUUGAUUAACAAGUACAAGCUUGAUGCUCGGUUGAUGAUAACUGUUCAUGAUGAGGUCAGGUACUUGGUGAAGGAGGAAGACAAGUAUAAGCUGGCAUUAUUGUUGCAAAUCAGCAACUUAUGGACCAGAGCCAUGUUUGUGGAACGGCUUGGAUUCAAUGAACUUCCCCAGUCGGUUGCGUUUUUCUCUGAAGUUGACAUCGACAAGGUUUUGAGGAAGGAGGUCACUUUGGACUGUAUUACUCCGUCACAGCCAAACGCGAUUCCAAGUGGAGAGUCUUUGGAUAUAUACAAGUUGUUGGAGAAGCUUGAAACCAGUGAAGUAUUGAAGCUUUCCAACUCCAAUGAUGCCAUCCGCAAAAACGACGUGAACCUCCAGUUUAAGAGUAAUCCCAAGAUCUUAGAGAAAUUGGAAGGAGGACUCGACAACGAGAUGCUAGCCAUUAAGCUACAAAUGGAGGUGGCCACUUCAAAAGAAGACUGGCGACGGAAUCUUUUUGAGUUUGGUAAGUUGCAGAGACAAAGCCACUAUAACUACUUUGAACCACCUAAACGGAUAACAAAGAUGGAAGAAUAUGAUAUUGUCAGCGAUGGUAGCAAGGACCUUGAGGAAAUUAUUGGAGCCAAGAUCAAGAAACAAAAGAAACUGGAGGGGACUAAGAAACCAUUGAGCAACCUGGAAAACACCAAAUUACCUAACAAGCCAUUGAAUAAGUUCUUGAAUAAGCCAUUGAAUAAGCCCACGUAUAAGCCAUUCAAUAAGGUUUUAAACACGUUCAUGAAUAAGCCCAUGAAUAAGCCAUUGAAUAAGGUUUUAAACAAGUCCACGAAUGAGCCAUUGAAUAAGGUUUUAAAUACGUCCACGAAUAAGCCAUUGAUGAAUCCUUUGAACGAGCAGCACAAUGAUACCUUUGAACAACAGUCAUAUCCAAAAUCAGAGAUGAACGAUACGUCAGCGGGCUUUCAACUAUCACGGCUGGCCGGUAUGGAGUUGACACAGUCAGCACCUACCGCCAAGCUACGACAGUCUCAACUGGCGAGCACAUCAACAUUCCUAGGUUACCUGAAACUACCUGAAGGUGCAGCAAAUACUCACGAUCCCGGGGGUAGUACGCUGGGCCGACGAACCACGAAGUUAUUUCAGGACCUGGUGAAGUUGAUACCGGUACAGCGACGAAGACGUAGCUCAUUACUCUAGUUCCUAUCGGAUCGGAUAACGUUUUUGGAGCAAGGCCCAACAUUCCUCAUUAUUGAAAUUGAGAGAAGGGCCUUUCUUUUGUUUGUUUUGUGCUGCCAUUAGACAAUUGAUGAUGCUUGUAUCGUCAUUGUAGUGUAAAUUUUGUAAACUACCGACACAGCUUCAAAGUGUUUUAAAGAAUCUGUAUUUAGAGAUGAAUGUACGAUAAGAAUAGCGAGAUGAGCCGGUGCAGUUCCACGACCACUAUCGGUUAUAAAGCGGUUGGACACCCGGACCGACCGAGGGUGACGAGUAAUCGGUAAUGGUGGUGAAUAUCCGCAUAUACCGAGGGUACUGGAUGCACUCGGGAAUACUAGCAGCAUACUAAGUGGUAGCCCUACCAUUAGAGAACCACUUAAACCCUUGUCUCCCAUUGAAAGAUCUUUGGGUGUGGCCUGGCGAGUUUUGAAAUAUUAAGCAAAAAACUUUCCCCAGGGGCGGGUGCGGCAGGGCCGGGGUCAAGCUCUGAAAUCCGGGUAGAUGUGCUGAAUGCGGGAAAAGCCUAGCUUCUUUAAAUGGGCAUACGACCGAAUGAGGAUAUGCAGCUAGCAAAUUUCGUUGGUUUUUGACAAAUACCUCAUUCAUACAAUUGUCCAUACACUGUAUUCAACCAGCCGUGUUUCAUUAACAGGUAUGCGCAUUUCGAUAAACAUCCACACCUACCAACUGUUCCAAAGUGGGGUGAAAAAAUCACCUCCUUGAACCCUGCAAAACGAUCUAUUUUGUUGCUGACCGAGUAAACCUUAAAGUAAACAU
Yamadazyma tenuis ATCC 10573 is the source of this 4790-nucleotide messenger RNA. The record is from RefSeq and is a predicted model, not a curated record. NCBI's taxonomy places the organism in Eukaryota, Fungi, Ascomycota, Pichiomycetes, Serinales, Debaryomycetaceae.